UGGACCGGAAGCAGUAUCCGUGCAGCGGCUCUCUCCUCAGCAUCCUCUCCUCCAGCCCGGAGUCCAGGAGAAGCUGCAUCAUCCCGGGAGCAUGGACGACGUCCCGCCGAUCAUCAUCAUCCAGAUCGCCCUCCGGAUCCAGCCGAACGACGGACCCGUCUUCUUCAAGGUGGACGGAAGCCGCUUCGGUCAGAGCCGAACCAUCAAGCUGCUGACGGGCUCCAAGUACAAGAUCGAGGUGGUGCUAAAGCCCGGAACCGUGGAGGCCACCAAUAUGAACAUUGGGGGAAUUAUCUUCCCUUUGGAGCAGCAGUCCAGGGAUGAAGAGUCAGUGGUUUAUCACGGCCAAUACGACACAGAGGGCGUCCCACAUACGAAGAGCGGGGACCGCCAGCCCGUCCAAGUCAGCAUUGAGUUCAACAAGGCUGGGACGUUCGAGACGGUCUGGCAGGCCAAGUACUACAACUACUACAAGAGGGAGCACUGCCAGUUCGGCAACAAGUUUACCAACAUUGAGUACGAGUGCAAACCCAACGAAACGCGGACCCUGAUGUGGAUCAACAAGGAGGCGUUCAACUGAGCCGGACGUCAGCAGGACACACCGUCCCCCGUUUGUUUGUCCAGGUCCUGAUGGUUGUUCUGUCCUACCAGCACCCCGAUCAAGUCAGCUGUUUGCCCUUCUGGUCUCCAAAUGAAUGAAGCUGUUGGUCACAAAGUAGCUAAAAUCAACACGAUGUUCACUGAAGACCAGAAAAAAUAACAGCUGAGUUCUGUUGAAAAGUUCUGAUCCAGUCCCUGUUCUUCUCCUAAGCAGCCAUUCUUCCUUGAACUGUUAAACUGGUGAACGGUUCUCCUGGGUUUCUGAAGUUACACAGUUCCUUCAGGGCGUUCUGGUUCUGCUUGGCAUGUCGGCUCACCUCCCUCACUGCUAGAGAUCCAUCCUUCCACCAUUGAGGACCACCAGAACACCCGUGACCUGGUUUUUCUGGCACCUUGGGAGAAAAAUCAAGACUGGAUGGGAACUUUUUACCAGGACUGGAUCAGAUUGUGGUCCACGAGGCAGAUGAUGUUUGAGUGUUCUGAUAAUUUAUUUGUAUGUUUUGGUUUAAAAUGAGAAACUCGCCUUUAAUAAUGGAAUCAUGGAAAAUAAAGGAGCUUCUUUGUUGAGCCUUGGAGCGUUUUUCCGGGACUAUUUUCAGCAGCGGAUGAAUCCCGUCGUCCUGUUGAACACCCCCAGGCUUCUUUUCCUUCAAACUGUGCUUUUCUGUCUGCUGCAGCUCCUGAUUUCUCUGCACUUGAAGCUACAUUUUGCCAAAUUUGAUCUGUUGCUUGUUGUUUUGUAUUUAGCUGUAGUGUAGCUGUGAAUAAAGCAGUGUCCUGAACAUCCAGAACCGGGUCCAGCAUCUCGGGGCGGUUCCUCAGAGUCUGUGGAACCUGAGUGGAUCAACCUGAUGGAUCUCUUCUUUUUCCUAAAUCUCUUAGUCAACAUGUCCUUAUGCCAAUGAAAAAAUAUAUAUAUCCUAAGAACCGUCACUUAAACAGAAUUUUUUAUGAAAUAAAUCAAUCAAAGGCAAUUGAGAAUUAAGCUAGCAGGGAUCAGGCCUGGUUAUUGUAUUGAUUACAAAACAAGCAGGUGUGUAAAAUCAAAAGAUCAAAAGUUUUCAUUAGAUUAAAUUCUCUGAUCUUAUUUAACCGGA
Molecule: messenger RNA, 1697 nt
Organism: Cyprinodon tularosa
Lineage: Eukaryota; Metazoa; Chordata; Actinopteri; Cyprinodontiformes; Cyprinodontidae
Gene: cnrip1a
Product: cannabinoid receptor interacting protein 1a
Exons: 3
Coding region: 92-580 (162 amino acids)
Biological process (GO): negative regulation of signaling receptor activity
Cellular component (GO): plasma membrane
Molecular function (GO): type 1 cannabinoid receptor binding
Source: RefSeq, a predicted model, not a curated record